UGGCCUUCCAGUAGGAGAUUGGCCGGCAUCAUGGCAGCACGAGUGACGAAAUCGCUGCUUAACUUUGUUCGCUCAGCUGGAAGUCGCCAGUUCAGUAGUGAUGUCCGAACAGUGACCCUAAUCCCUGGAGAUGGUAUUGGACCAGAAAUCUCAGCUGCAGUUCAGCAAAUAUUUACAACUGCAAAUGUUCCCAUUACAUGGGAGGAAGUUGAUGUGACACCAGUGAAGGGCCCAGAUGGCAAAUUUGGCAUCCCACCAGCUGCCAUUGAGUCUGUGAACAGAAAUGGAAUUGGACUUAAGGGACCCCUCAUGACACCAGUUGGCAAAGGUCAUCGUUCUCUCAACCUUGCCAUCCGUAAGGAGUUCAGUCUCUACGCAAAUGUGCGUCCUUGCAGAAGUAUGGAGGGAUAUGAGACACUCUAUAAAGAUGUGGAUGUGGUCACAAUCCGUGAGAAUACAGAAGGAGAAUAUUCUGGAAUUGAACAUGAGAUUGUUGAUGGUGUUGUUCAAAGCAUCAAGCUCAUCACAGAACCAGCAUCCAGGCGUGUUGCAGAGUAUGCUUUCCAGUAUGCACGCAACAAUGGCAGGUAAGCAUUGUUAAAAGAUUUUG
Molecule: messenger RNA, 610 nt
Organism: Penaeus indicus
Lineage: Eukaryota; Metazoa; Arthropoda; Malacostraca; Decapoda; Penaeidae
Gene: Idh3a
Product: probable isocitrate dehydrogenase [NAD] subunit alpha, mitochondrial
Exons: 3
Coding region: 31-591 (186 amino acids)
Biological process (GO): isocitrate metabolic process; tricarboxylic acid cycle
Cellular component (GO): mitochondrion
Molecular function (GO): isocitrate dehydrogenase (NAD+) activity
Source: RefSeq, a predicted model, not a curated record